UCUGUUUUCUACAAAAUGACGAUGGGUGCUAAUCAAGUCACGCCCGCCCCCCAGGGCUGGCCUGACCUGGCUUCCGGGAGAACACUCCUGUCUCUCUCAUUUCCAGAUCUGUUCACAGGAGUCCACAAGGAUUGCCCCAUGCCCCCGGGCACAGGCCCCCUGAGCCCACUGCCCUCCAGCCGCCCACCCACCCUCAUUCCGGACUAUGUCACUGGCAAGGACAAACAGAUGGGUUUCUGUUGGGAUCCUUGGCAGAGAUGCUUCCAGACCACCAACGGCUACCUGUCCGACUCCAGAUCCUGCUCCAGCAGCUACCACGUGGCAGCCCUGGCCACCUCGUCCCUUGUGGGGGUGGUGCAAAGCAUCAAGGACCACAUCACGAAGCCCACGGCCAUGGCACGUGGCCGCGUGGCCCACCUCAUCGAGUGGAAGGGCUGGAGGGCCCAGCGGUCGGGCUGGGAGCUGUCCCCAGCCGAGGACGAGCACUACUGCUGCCUCCCGGAUGAGCUGCGUGAGGCCCGCUUUGCUGCCGGGGUCGCUGAGCAGUUCGCCAUCACAGAGGCCACACUGAGCGCCUGGUCCUCGCUGGACGACAAGGAGCUGCACCCCGAGAACAGCCCCCAGGACAUUGUCCAGCUGCAGGACCUGGACAGCAUCUACCUUCAGGACAGUCUUCUGAGCGGCCCCUCGCAGGAUGACAGCCUCCUGGCCUUCUCCUCCCCCGGCCUCUCCCCUGACGGCUGGCCCUCACCCGAGGAGCCCCCCAUCACAGCUGCUGCCCCCCAGCCCUCCAGCCCUGAGCAGCAGCACCGGCCCCGGCUGCCCGGGGGCCCAGGGCCCGAGGGUGGGUCCUGCCUGCAGGGCUCCCUCCCCUCAGUGGACAGCGGCUCCCUCUCGGAGGAGGAGGACGAGGUGUUCUAUAACUGAGGCCCAAAUACACCCCCGUCUCGCCUGUGGGCAGCUUAGGCGUCUCAGGACGUGGGGUCAGGCUGGGCCUCUCGACCCUUCAGGGCAGGCACGGGGUGGGGAGGCAGGGGGCGAGGCCGGCACUCCCGUGGACCACUUCGUGCCUCAGUGGACCUGCCGCAGUGGGAGCCAUAACCCCUCUCUCCCUUCUUGGCUCCUGUGGGCCCCUUCCCCCCAGCAGGGUUCCUGCCGCCCGAGCUCAAGGACUCAGCAGACACCAGGGCAGGCCCCCAGGCAGACAACCUCAAAGGGCCUGGGAGACCCACUUGCUGUGGGGCCUGAGGACCCUGCCUGGUCCCAGAGCCAGUCCCUCCCGCCUCCCUCUGUGCUUCUGCCCCAUCAGAGGUGGGGUAGCCUCUUCCGGUAGCUAAGCAUCUGCUCCUAAGUGGUCAUCCGAGGACACCCGUCUCCAUGGACUGUCUGUCUGUCCCUCACCCUCUGACCCUGGUGCCCCGGCUCCCCCUCCUUGCGCCCUCCUGUCACCUCCCUGAAAGCUCUCUGAAGACAUUAAAGUGGCGGAUUCACCCUGGA
Molecule: messenger RNA, 1497 nt
Organism: Myotis brandtii (Brandt's bat)
Lineage: Eukaryota; Metazoa; Chordata; Mammalia; Chiroptera; Vespertilionidae
Gene: FAM131C
Product: family with sequence similarity 131, member C
Exons: 6
Coding region: 16-927 (303 amino acids)
Source: RefSeq, a predicted model, not a curated record